Molecule: messenger RNA, 854 nt
Organism: Drosophila kikkawai
Lineage: Eukaryota; Metazoa; Arthropoda; Insecta; Diptera; Drosophilidae
Product: NPC intracellular cholesterol transporter 2-like
Biological process (GO): sterol transport
Molecular function (GO): sterol binding
Source: RefSeq, a predicted model, not a curated record
CACCUGCGUGGCGGCCGCGGCGGUAUCAAUAGCCCCCGCCACCUGAUAAGCCGCUCUCCCGAGCCACUGGUCAUUGCACGGACGGACGGACUCCAGCUAUUUAAGGUUCUGCGCCGGCCACAGUGACUCCAUUCCCCAUUCACGGCUAUCAGCUGCGUGCGCGCGUACCGAAGACAUUGUAGUUUUGUUCUUUACUGGCCAGAGAUUACAGGAGGAGCUUCCUCGACAACGAAAAUGCUGCGAAUUGUCUCAGUUUUGGCCUUGAUUUUGGCCACUGUCAGUGCCACCAAUGUAAAACAGUGCAAGGACAAACCGUUUCCACUGGCCGUGCGAGUCGCGGACUGCGAGGAGCCGCCAUGCGUGGUAUACAAGGGCACAUAUGCGAUAAUGGAGGUCCACUUUCUGGGCAAUAACAACAACAUCAAGAGCAUCACUACCACUACAACAGCCAGGGUCCUGGGCAUGAAUCUGCCGUAUGACCUGCCCGAGGAAGUGUCCGAUGUGUGCCGCAAUCUCCUCUACGGCGCCAUGUGCCCCAUCGACAAGGACGAGGACGUGACAUACCAGUUCAACUUUUACGUGGAACCCGUGUUCCCCGAGAUCACGGCGGAUGUUACUGUCACGCUGAACGAUGUCAACGGCGAACCGAUCACCUGCUUCGUGGUCAGCUGCAAAAUUCGGAAGGGAGCAACUGCGACGCAACGAGACGAGUACUUGUUGGACUGGACGAACCCCCACUCCGAGUAGCGGCCACGACGAUGCGCUCUAGUCCAGCCACCGGGGCCAACUGACUUACUGAAUAUUAUCACCAUUAUUCUUCGACGAGCAAUAAACUCAGAACUCAGCAGCCGAUA